Messenger RNA from Aegilops tauschii subsp. strangulata, 5245 nucleotides. Lineage: Eukaryota; Viridiplantae; Streptophyta; Magnoliopsida; Poales; Poaceae. The record is from RefSeq and is a predicted model, not a curated record.
UUCCUAUAAAAAGGAAAACCCUCCCCUCGUCUCUCUCUUUCUCGCUUGGAUCGCUCUCCUUCCGCCGCCGCCGCCACGCCGCCCGCACGCCAUCCCAUCGGACUCGAGCAGAUCGGAGGGAGAUCUUCCUUCUCUCGCUCUUCCAGAAUGCGUAUCUUUGUCAAGACCCCCACCGGCAGGACAAUAUGCCUCGAGGUCCACUCAUCAGACACCCUGUACACCGUCAAGGCAAAGAUCCAGCAGCAGUACCACCUCGUCUUUGAUGGGGUGCAGCUAGAAGACAACCGUACAUUGGCCGAUUAUGGCAUCCAACAUGACUCUAUGAUUGACCUCCAGGAAAAGAUGCAAAUCUACGUGACGGAGACGUGGGGAGGCAGGACCAUCACCCUUGAGGUCGACAGCCUAGACACCAUUGGUAACGUGAAGUCCAAGAUCCAGUACAUGGAUGGAUUUCCCAAGAGCCAGCAGUGCCUCAUCUUUGCCAACAAACAGCUGGAGGACGAUAACCGCACCUUGGCUGACCACAACAUCUGGAAGGAGUCCACCCUCCUCCUUGUCCUCCGCUCGUGUAGGCCAGGAGAAAGUAGAAUGAUGCGCAUCUUCGUGAAGACGCUGACUGGAAAGACCAUCACUCUUGAGGUUGAGAGCUUGUAUACCAUCGACAAUGUCAAGGUGAAAAUCUACGAGAAAGAUGGCACUCCCCCUAUACAGCAGCGCAUCAUCUUUGCUGGCAGGCAGCUGGAGGAUGGCCGCACCCUGGCGGACUACAAGAUUCACAACGAGGAUACCCUUCAUUUGGUGCUCCGCCAAUGUGGAGGAAUGCACAUCUUUGUCAAGAAUCCCGCCGGCAGGAAAAUCUGCCUCAGGGGGGUCCACUUGUCAGACACCCUUUACACCAUCAAGGCAAAGAUUCAGGAGCGGUACCGCCUUGUCUUUGAUGGGGUGCAGCUGGAAGACAACCGUACACUGGCGGAUUACGGCAUCCAGCAUGAUUUUACGCUUGACCUCCAAGAAAAGAUGCAAAUCUUCGUGACAGAGACGCUAGAAGGCAGGACCAUCACUCUCGAGGUAGACAGCCUAGACACCAUUGACAACGUGAAGGCUAAGAUCGAAGACAUUGAGGGCUUUCCGAAGGUCCAGCAGUGCCUCAUCUUUGCCAACAAACAGCUGGAGGACGGCAAGCUCACCUUGGCUGACCACAACAUUUGUAAAGGGUCCACUCUUCUCCUCAUCCUCCUCCCCUGUAUUCCAACUGUUCUGAUGCUAAUCUUUGUAAAGACACCGGAAGGGAAGGUCCUCACCCUUGAGGUUGGGAGCUCGGACACUGUCGACAGUGUCAAGGUGAAGAUCUAUGAGAAGGAUGGCACUAGCCCUAGACAGCAGCGCCUCAUCUUUGCUGGCAAGCAGCUGGAGGACCACCGCACCCUGGCGGACUACAACAUUCAGAGCGAUUCUACCCUUCAUUUGGUGUUCCGCCUUUGUGGGGGAAUGCGUAUCUUUGUCAAGACCCCCACCGGCAGGACAAUCUGCCUCAAGGUCCACUCAUCAGACACCCUGUACACCGUCAAGGCAAAGAUCCAGCAGCAGUACCGCCUCUUCUUCGAUGGGGUGCAGCUAGAAGACAACUGUACAUUGGCCGACUAUGGCAUCCAGCAUGACUCUACGAUUGACCUCCAGGAAAAGAUUCAAAUCUACGUGACGGAGACGCGGGCAGGCAGGACUAUCACCCUUGAGGUCGACAGCCUAGACACCAUCGGUAACGUGAAGUCCCAGAUCCAGGACAUGGAGGGAUUUCCCAAGGGCCAGCAGUGCCUCAUCUUCGCCAACAAACAACUGGAGGACGACAACCGCACCUUGGCUGACCACAACAUCUGGAAGGAGUCCACCCUCCUCCUCGUCCUCCGCCCGCGUAGGCCAGGAGAAAGUAGGAUGAUGCACAUCUUUGUCAAGACUCUGAAAGGGAAGACCCUCACCCUUGAGGUUGAGAGCUCGUAUACCAUCGAGAAUGUCAAGGUGAAGAUCUAUGAGCAGGACGGCACUCCCCCUAUGCAGCAGGUCAUCAUCUUUGAGGGCAUGCGUCUGCAAGAAGACCGCACCCUGGCGGACUACGAUGUUCCGAGAGAAUCUACCGUUUAUAUGGUGAAACACCAAUGUGGAGGAAUGCACAUCUUUGUCAAGAAUCCCGCCGGCAGGAAAAUCUGUCUCAGGGGGGUCCACUUGUCAGAUACCCUUUACACCAUCAAGGCAAAGAUUCAGGAGCGGUACCGCCUCGUCUUGGACGGGGUGAAGCUGGAAGACAGCCGUACAUUGGCGGAUUAUGGCAUCCAGCAUGAUUCCACGCUUGACCUCCAAGAAAAGAUGCAAAUCUUCAUGACGGAGACACUAGAAGGCAGGACCAUCACUCUCGAGGUCGACAGCCUAGACACCAUUGACAACGUGAAGGCUAAGAUCGAAGACAUUGAGGGCUUUCCCAAGGUCCAGCAGUGCCUCAUCUUUGCCAACAAACAGCUGGUGGACGGCAAGCUCACCUUGGCUGACCACAACAUUGGUAAAGGGUCCACUCUUCUCCUCAUCCUCCUCCCGUGCAAUCCAACUGUUGUGAUGAAAAUAUUUGUGAAGAUGCCUGAAGGGAAUAUCAUCUCCCUUAAAGUUGGGAGCUCGGACACUGUCGAUAGUGUCAAGGUGAAGAUCUACGAGAAGAACGGUAUUCCCCCUAGACAGCAUCGCCUCAUCUUUCAUGGCAAGCAGCUGGAGGACCACCGCACCCUGGCCGACUACAACAUUGAGAAGUUUUCUACCUUUCAUCUGGUGGGACGUCUUUGUGGCGGAAUGCGUAUCUUUGUGAAGACCCCCACCGGCAGCACAAUCUGCCUCAAGGUCCACUCAUCAGACACCCUGUACACUGUCAAGGCAAAGAUCCAGCAGCAGUACCGCCUCUUCUUCGAUGGGGUGCAGCUAGAGGACAACCGUACAUUGGCCGAUUAUGGCAUCCAGCAUGACUCUACGAUUGACCUCCAGGAAAAGAUGCAAAUCUACGUGACAGAGACGCGGGCAGGCAGGACCAUCACCCUUGAGGUUGACAGCCUAGACACCAUCAGUAACGUGAAGUCCAAGAUCCAGGACAUGGAGGGCUUUCCCAAGGGCCAGCAGUGCCUCAUCUUUGCCAACAAGCAACUGGAGGACGACAAGCGCACCUUGGCUGACCACAACAUCUGGAAGGAGUCCACCCUCCUCCUCGUCCUCCGCCCCUGUAGGCCAGGAGCAAGUAGGAUGAUGCACAUCUUUGUCAAGCCUCUGAAAGGGAAGACCCUCACCCUUGAGGUUGAGAGCUCGUAUACCAUCGACAAUGUCAAGGUGAAGAUCUACGAGCAGAAAGGCACUUGCCCUAGCCAGCAGCGCCUCAUCUUUGCUGGCAAGCAGCUGGAGGACGGCCGCACCCUGGCGGACUACAACAUUCAGAGCGAGAACACCGUUCAUUUGGUGUACCGCCUUUGUGGAGGAAUGCACAUCUUUGUCAAGAAUCUUGCCGGCAGGAAAAUCUGUCUCAGAGGGGUCCACUUGACAGACACCGUUUACACCAUCAAGGCAAAGAUCCAGGAGCAGUACCGCCUCAUCUUCGACGGGGUGCAGCUGGAAGACAGCCGUACAUUGGCUGAUUAUGGCAUCAAGCAUGAUUCCACGCUUGACCUCCAAGAAAAGAUGCAAAUCUUCGUGACGGAGACGCUGAAAGGAAGGACCAUCACUCUUGAGGUCGACAGCCUAGACACCAUUGACAAGGUGAAGGCCAAGAUCGAAGACAUUGAGAGGUUUCCCAAGGUCCAGCAGUGCCUCAUCUUUGUCAACAAACAGCUAGAGGACGACAGGCGCACCUUGGCUGACCACAACAUUUCGAAAGGGUCCACUCUUCUCCUCAUACUCCUCCCGUGUAGGCCAGGAGAAAGUAGGAUGAUCCAAAUCUUUGUCAAGUCCCUGGACGGGAAGACCCUGACCCUUGAGGUCGGGAGCUCGGACACUAUCAACAGUGUCAAGGUGAAGAUCUAUGAGAAAGAGUCCAUUCCACCUAGACAGCAGCGCAUCCUCUUUCGUGGCGAGCAGCUGGAGGACCAGCGCACCCUGGCGGACUACAAGAUUCAAAGCGAGUCUACCAUCACUCUGGUGCUCCGCCUUUGUGGUAGGAUGACGCACAUCUUUGUCAAAACUCUAUACGGGAAGACCCUCACCCUUGAGGUUGAGAGCUAUGAUACCAUCGAGAAUGUCAAGGUGAAGUUCUACGAGCAGGAAGGUACUCCCCCUGUGCAGCAGUGAAUCAUCUUUGAUGGCAAGUAGCUGCAGGAAGACCGCACCCUGGCGGACUACAACAUUAAGAGAGAACCUACCCUCCACCUUUGGUCCCGGUUGAGAGGUGGGUUGCACAUCUUUGUCAAGAAUCCCGCCGGCAGGAAAAUCUGUCUCAGGGGGGUCCACUUGUCAGACACCCUUUACACCAUCAAGGCAAAGAUCCAGGAGCGGUACCGCCUCAUCUUCGACGGGGUGCAGCUGGAAGACAACCGUACAUUGGCGGAUUACGGCAUCCAGCAUGAUUCCACGCUUGACCUCCAAGAAAAGAUGCAAAUCUUUGUGACAGAGACACUAGAAGGCAGGACCAUCACUCUCGAGGUCGACAGCCUAGACACCAUUGACAAUGUGAAGGCUAAGAUCGAAGACAUUGAGGGCUUUCCCAAGGUCCAGCAGUGCCUCAUCUUUGCUAACAAACAGCUGGAGGACGGCAAACUCACCUUGGCUGACCACAACAUUUGUAAAGGGUCCACUCUUCUCCUCACACUCCUCCCAUGCAGUCCAACUGUUGUGAUGAAAAUAUAUGUGAAGAUGCUGCCAGGAAACACCAUCACCCUUGAGGUUGGGCGCUCGGACACUGUUGGCAGUGUGAAGGUGAAGCUCUACGAGCUGGACGGUAUGCCCCUAGACAGCAACGCCUCAUCUUUGCUCGCAAGCAGCUUGAGGACCACCGCACCCUGGCGGACUACAACGUUCAGAAAGAAGCUACCUUUCAUCUGGUGGGACGUCUUUGUGGCUGUUGAGAUGCGUGGCCUGCCAUCGAACAACAAGUUCAUGUUUGCUGCAGUCGGUUUUCCAGUGGUGGUGUAUUAUCAUCAUUGUAGUUCCUUAGUAGUGGUGUUUUAUCAGUAGAACUGUCAUUCUAGUACGCGAGUGGUUUUUAUCUAUCGAGGAAAGAACAUACUAUUAA